AGUCAGCUGUUUAGUGUCUGUCAAAUAUUCAGUUUAUUUGCCGGUAUACAAAAAAUGUAGAUUUGCAAGAAAUUUUCAUAAUAAAAUACAUAGCUAUUUUCACAAUAUAUAAUGAUUGCCUCGGCGAUAUAUUUUUUUACUUUGCUGCUGGUGUCGCCAAAAAUACAUAGUUGCAGCCAGUCGCCUCCGAAACCCAUUGUGGGUAUGCAGCUAGGUGGUACUGGAAUGCAUCGAGAGCUUUUCUACUUGGUUCAAUUUGCUAAUUCGCUAAGCGAUAAGAAAUGUGAAUAUAUACUGGAGCAGCAGCUGCCCGCUGGUGUAUACAUAAGUGUUGAUCAAUUGGACGAUUUGAAGCGUUUGAUGAAAUUAAAUGCUAUUUAUCCACCAUUCGUGGAUAUUGAGUUGUCUACAGAAAAAUCGAAAUCGUUUACUGUCUUGUUGAAAGGUACACCACAGCCAACGGAUAACAUUAAAUUACCAAUACAUUACCGUUACCAUGCUCCAAGCAAAAAUCACAAUAAAUUCGCUACUGUUGAGAUACCCAUUCCAAAACUAUAUAUAAAAUGUGACACAUAUGAGAGCGAGUCCAUUGAAGAGUUGUUGGAAACAGCAUCUAAGUACAAGUUUUGCUUAAAUGAAGGUAGCAUAAAUUUCGUAACACAACAGAGCGAGAAUAAGAGCAACUUAUCUGCGAAGUCUAAUCAUGAAGUUUACUUAAACUGUGGUUGGUAUUUAAUUGACGUACAUUUUCAACUUAAAACGGAUCUACGGGCUGACAUACCUAUAGGAAAUGAAAAGUCAUAUCCGCCAAUUUUAUAUGCGACAAUUAUUAUAAGCUGGGUCAUAUCACUGUGGACCGUGUUCCGCACACAUUCCAUUCCUCGUCGAAUUAAUUAUAAAUUAGAAGAACAGCGAAUAUUGCAAAAUAAAAUUAAGUAAUACUCUUUCAAUAAUUGGUAUUGUAAAAUUUCUCAGUAUUCAAAUAGGUCUGAAUUCUGAAGUACCAUUUUCCAAGAGGCUCCUGUGAGAGCUUAUACUACGUUUGAAGUCUGCUUACAAAUAUAUAUUAAUUGUACUAACUUAUAAAGUAUUAAGUUUAAAACGUAUGCUAAACUGCAUGUAUGUACAUACAAUCAUAUAUAAAUACACGUAUACAAUAGAUAAAUCUAGCAA
Molecule: messenger RNA, 1173 nt
Organism: Rhagoletis pomonella (apple maggot)
Lineage: Eukaryota; Metazoa; Arthropoda; Insecta; Diptera; Tephritidae
Gene: PIG-X
Exons: 4
Coding region: 112-939 (275 amino acids)
Biological process (GO): GPI anchor biosynthetic process
Cellular component (GO): endoplasmic reticulum membrane
Source: RefSeq, a predicted model, not a curated record